AUGCAAACAGGGAAAGACCCUGAGCCCUGCAAGAAACACACUUAUUCCCUAGAAGGCUGGUCAGAGUGUAAACCAUGUCCCAUUGGGAAGAUCUGUCCGGAUGGCAAGGAUGCUUUUGACUGUCCAGCAGGUCAUACUGCUGACAAAGAUGGCGCUAAGUGUUUGCCAUGUCCUGGCGGGAAGAAGUGCAUCUCGGGGGCGCCAGAGCCUUGUGGACCGGGGGAAUUCAGUCCGUUGGGUGUGACAAUCUGUCAGAAAUGUCCUGCUGGCCACUUCUGUCCCAAGGAAUCCACGGUGCCCCGCCCCUGUCUUGAUGGUAACUAUGCUCCUGCGGGAGAGGACAAAUGUCUUGACUGCCCAGCCGGUAAGCUCUGCGCCAAUAAGAAAGAAGCAGUCGCUUGUCCGGAUGGGACCUACUCAUUGAAGAAUGAUCCGAACUCGGCUUGUAGACGCUGUCCACCAGGCCAUGUCUGCAAGGACAAGAGCAGUCUCCCUAAGCCUUGUAAGGAGGGCUGGUACAACACUGACCCAACUGCCACAGAGUGCAAGCAGUGUCCUGCAGGACAUGGCUGUCCAUCUACGUCAAUGGAACCGAUACUUUGCUCUCCAGGGUCCUCGGCUAAAGCCGGCCAGAGGGAAUGUACCACUUGCCCAGCUGGAUAUGAAUGUCACAGCCGGACUGAUCCAAGCAAGAAAACAAGAUGUCUGCCUGGGUCGUAUUCUAAAUACGGGGCGGUCAUCUGCACAAGUUGUCCUGCCGGAAAAUUCUGUCCUAACAUAACGAUUCCGAAGGAAGUUGAUUGUAAAGAUGGGUCCUACUCGGCUGGUAACCAGACAGAGUGUACUGUCUGUCCUGCUGGGAAGGUGUGUAAGAGUAAGGAUGGAUCAGGUAUCGUUGCAUGCAAGCCGGGCCAGUACUCUAUGCCAGGUUAUAAGAAAUGUAUCAGCUGCCCAGCUGGCUAUUCCUGCGCAGAUUCCAAGAGUGCCAAGCCGAAGAAGUGUGAGAAUGGAUCAUUUGCUGAAGCUGAAGCACUGGCAUGUACCCCCUGCCCACCAGGAUACGCUUGCCCAGACACCGCAAGUGCCCUCAAGUAUCUUUGCCCAGAUGGGACAUACUCCCCCGGGAAUGCGACCAGAUGUACCCCGUGUUUGGCUGGAUAUGAAUGUCCAGACAAAUUCACUAACAGCAGUAAACCGUGCGGGGUUGGCUACUAUUCCCUCGGCAACCAGAAGUACUGUAAGCAGUGUCCAGCUGGGUAUUAUUGCACCACGACCGCCUCGAGUCCCCUCAACUGCCCGUUGGGGACGUACAGUGAUGCAGGGUCCCAGGAGUGUACAGAGUGCGAGAGUGGAUAUUUCUGUCCCUCCCCUGAAGGAAGUCGGAAACAAGAGUGUCCACCUGGAGCCUUCUCCAACGGUUCUUCUGUAAUCUGCGAGUGGUGCAACCCCGGUUUUAUUUGUGCGGGUGGCUCCAACGAGAGCGAGCCAAUCGAUGGGGAGUGUAUGAUGGGAGGCUGGUGUGAUGGGAAGGAGUGGAUCCCUUGUCCUGCUGGCACAUACAAUCCUUACAAUGGCUCGGCUGAUCCAGAGUUUUGUCUCGAGUGUCCUGAAGGUUACUUCUGCCCGAUCCGUGGAAUGAUUGAUUACAAGAACGACACAUUCCUGUGCCCGGCAGGCUUCUAUUGUCCAAAUGGCACAGCCUCGGCCUACCAGCACCCCUGUCCUGCUGGAACCUACAACACCAGUGAGGGCCUGACAAAUGAGGAUGAUUGCGAGGACUGCCUGGAGGGACAUUACUGCCUCGAGGGGACAUCCGACGAGGGUAUCAAAUGUCCCCCAGGCUUCUAUUGCAAGGAGGGUCAACCAAGUGGCUUUGUUCAUUCAUGUCCACUGGGAACAUGGAGCGACAGAGUAGGACUCGUUAAUGAUUCACAGUGCGAAGUUUGUCCUUCCGGCCACUUCUGCCCUUGGGGUUUCCCGAAUCAACCCAGUGUGAAACCGAUUCCCUGCGUCCCGGGCACGUUCAACCCCUUUGAGGCCAUGGGCCACCCUCUCAGUUGUCUCCAGUGUACGGCGGGAUGGGCUUGCCCAGAAGUCGGGUUGGACGAAGUGACGGAGCCUUGUAUUGAAGGUCAUUUCUGUCCACCCGGCACGAUAGUCCCUUGGCAGUAUAAAUGUCCGCCCGGAGCGUACACAGAAUCUACUAACGCCACGAGCUCGGAGGACUGUGAUCCAUGCCCCCCUGGCACGUACUGCUCAUGGGGCACUGGUCUGAACUACAACGGUCCCCAACCCUGUGCGACCGGCCACUACUGCCCUGAAGGCUCGCCCUCCCCUAAUCGAUUCCCUUGUCCUGCCGGAACCUAUACUCGAAAGUCGAAUCUUUGGAAGGCGGAGCAGUGCACCAUCUGUGAUGAGAGGUUCUUUUGCGAAGGCGGUGGCGGUGCUCCAUCCGGUCCUUGUCCACCCGGUUACUACUGUCCCCCAGGCACCAAGCUGGCGUACGAGUUCCCUUGUCCGAAUGGCACUUACAAUGACGAGUUCAGUAUGAAGAACGAUUCAGAUUGCAAGAUAUGUAAAAUAGGUCAGUUCUGUGAAGUUGGAGUGGUGAAGCCUGCCCCCUGUCCGGCUGGGACCUACAUGCCAUUCGGUGUAGCACCCAAUGGGUCUUUGAUAGGACCAGGUCAAUCUGGGAAACGGGAGUCCAGUUGUUUUGACUGUCUAGGGGGGCACUGGUGUGCUGAGGGCACCUAUGACCCCACACCAUGUGGAUAUCGGUUCUACUCCCCCAUCGGCCAGAAGACGUGCUUCCCUUGUCCACCGGGUUAUUACUGUGAGAGUAAUCAGACCUCUGAUGCUAUCAUGAGGGCGAAGAUGUAUUGUCCGAAAGGGAGCUAUUGUCGAGAGGGACUGCGGUGGCUGAAUGAGUCGAGACUGUGUCAGAAGGGCCGGUUCUGUCCAAAUGGAUCUGCCAUAGAGCUUGCAUGCCCCCUGGGUACAAUCAGACCUGAGCCUGGAGCAGGGGACAUGGAAGACUGCCAUCCCUGUCCGCAAGGGGCCUACUGCCUGGAGAAGUCCUGGUACAUCUCGGGUCUCUGUGAGAAGGGCUUCUACUGCCCCAGUCCCUUCCUGAGCCCAUACAGGAACGCAACCACUGGAUAUGGAAACUUGAUGAUUGGAUCUUAUGGGCCAAGACAGGUGCCUUGUCCUAAUGGGACGUACACAGACAUGACAGGCACCCAAAAGGUCACAGAUUGCAAAGUGUGCCCAAGAGGUUACUAUUGUCCACUUGGUACAGCCGACCCACACAAUUGUCCAAGAGGGUUUUACUGCUCAGAUGGAUCACCUAAACCUAUGCCUUGUUUGCCCGGGAGCUAUGGAAAUAGGUCCAAUAUCAUCAGUGCAGACACAUGUACCCCUUGUGAUGGUGGAUGGUACUGUGACUCCCCCGGCCUCCUCCAGCCCCGUGGCCUCUGCAACCCUGGCUAUGUCUGCUAUAAAGGUGCAAAUAACUCGAGACCUGAUGACGGUGUGACUGGAGAACCUUGUCCGGCUGGUGGAUUCUGUACUGCAGGAGCAGCAUAUGUACGCCCAUGUCCUCCAGGAACGUAUGGCAACAGAACCGGUGCCACCAAUCACUAUGACUGCAUGGAGUGUGAUCCGGGGUACUUUUGCAAUAAGAUAGCCGGCGGGGAGCCGAGUGGCAAGUGUUGGGGUGGAUACUAUUGCCCCGGGGGCGCCAAGACUCUGCGACAGAUGGUGACGCAGCCAGGCUUCUACAGUCCCAACGGAUCCAAGGAACCCAAGGAGUGUGAGCAGGGGACUUACAUGCCGUAUGACACAGCAUCGGCAUGCCUCACGUGUGAGCCAGGGUACUACUGCCCCACGAUGAUGAUGUCUGAUCACUUUCCGUGUCCGAAGGGAAAGUACUGCGGGAAUGGUAGCGUGGUGGCGAGUGACUGUCCUCCUGGUACUUUCUCUGGCAUAUCUCAUGCAACCUCACUCGAUAACUGCACCGCCUGCCCACGUGGCCACUUCUGUCGUGACCGCGGGGCCACUGCUCCAACCGGGAAAUGUCUCGCUGGCCAUAUCUGCUUCCUCAAUGCUUUGGCGGAUGAACCUGUAUUCAACAACAACACUGAGGGCAACCGCACGCUGAUCCUUUGGGGUGAUCAGUGCCAACCUGGUCACUUCUGCCCAGAGGGGGCGCUGAUGAUGAUACCGUGUCCGAAGGGGACCUACAAUGCAUACUUCAGAGGCGUUUCGGAGGAGAAUAGCUGUAAGGUGUGUAAUCCUGGACAAUACUGUAACACAACAGGAUUGGAAAGACCCACUGGUCUGUGUGAUGCUGGUUACUUCUGCAAAGAGGGAGCAUGGCGACCCAACCCUAUCAACGACACAACUGGAGACGUGUGCCCAAAGAAGUACUACUGCCCGCUGGGAACGACCAAACCAAGGCCCUGCUCAGCUGGCUACCAUGCCAAUUACACAGGCUUGAAGAACUGUAUCCUGUGUCCUGCUCGAUUCUUGUGUUAUCCUGGGAGGGAUCCAGUGAUCUGUCCUCGAGGGUGGUACUGCCAGGGGCCAGGUUUGGUCAAUGCGACUGGACUAAUGCAUGCUGGCUACUGGUCGAGACGGAGGUCUACGAUCCCCACUCCUGGAGACGAUGAUAACCCUGACUAUGGAAUCUGUCCGAAGGGCUUCUACUGUCCGGAGGGAAGUCGGGCACCAAUACCCUGUCCACAUGGAACUUAUGGUUUCCGUAAAGGUUAUGGCAGCCUAGAUAAAUGUGAGGCUUGUCCACCUGGUAAAGCCUGUCCUUGGAAGAAUAUGACCGGGCCAGGCCCUGAUUGUCUGCAGGGAUACUACUGCACCGGGAGAUCACCAAGCGUCAAACCUUCCAAUGCUUCGUAUGGCGACAUUUGUCCUUCAGGUCACAAAUGUCUCACAGCUUCCAGUUCCCCGGACCCCUGUCCGCCUGGGACGUACCAGGACCUCUGUGGUCAGUCUGAAUGUAAGACGUGCCUGAAGGGUUUCCACUGCGGGGAGAACACCACCAGCCCUGUGAUCUGCCCUGUAGGUCAUUACUGCCCUCAGGGAACUAAAGGAGGGGAGCAUGAACCCUGUGUUCCUGGCACGUUUAACAACCUCACUGGGAUGCACCAGUGGCAGUACUGUCUGGAUUGUCCCCCUGGUCACUAUUGUGAUAAAGAAGCAGCCAUCAAGCCUACAGGCGAGUGUGAAGCCGGCCACUACUGUCACCUAGCAGCAACAUCGGCUUUCCCAAACAAAACGAAAACGGGGAGCCAAUGUGAGCCAGGCAGUUACUGUCCACGAGGCAGCUCGAAGCCAUUCCCCUGCACCCCUGGCUGGGCAUGUUCGACCUCCGCUAUGCAGAGUCCUAAGGAUGAGUGCCUUCCUGGAUAUAACUGUCAGCUCGGCUCAUGGAAUGUUAACGGGAGUCGUGGAAAUUCAACAGCGUUUCCAUGUCCUGCUGGGAAGUUCUGCGGGAAGAAAGAAUCUGUCGGUCACCUCUGCCCGGCUGGGACCUUCCUCAACUACACCGGGGCGCAGAGUCCAGCAGAGUGUGUGACUUGCCCAAAGGGACACUAUUGUGAAGGAUACGGUAAUGUGGAGACAUCGGGGCUGUGUCAGAUGGGAUACUAUUGUCCAGCAUCCAUGGUGCAGAAAGAUCCCUUGAAAUUCAUUUGCCCCAUUGGGAAUGGUUGUCCGCGUGGCAAGGCUCAUCCCUGGCGCUGUUCAGCGGGAUAUUACCAAGAUGAGAUGGGUCAAAGGGGAUGCAAACGGUGUCCUCCUGGUUACUACUGUGGAAGACAUCUACAUCUGUCCAACAACACCAUAUGUCCUCCAGGCCACUACUGCCCAGCCAAGACCAGGAGGCCGUAUCAGUAUAAAUGCCCGCCAGGAACGUUUAACCCUCACGUUGGUCUCCGCUCUAAGUCGCAGUGUACAAUCUGCCCUGGAGGAUUCUACUGUAAUGAGACGGGGCAGUCGAAUGUCAACACCUCAUGCGAUGAAGGUUUCUAUUGCACUGGAGGUGCCACAGUUCCUCAGCCUAAAGAUGGUGCGACUGGAGGUGAAUGUCCAAUGGGGUUCUUCUGUCCACGCCAGUCAACUGCACCAGUGAAAUGUCCCAAGGGUUUCUUCUCUAAUUACACGAGAAUGACAGCCUUGAUGGACUGUUUGGAAUGUCCAAAAGGUUACUACUGCGGUGCUGCUGCCUUAUCUGCUCCAAGUGGUCCAUGUUGGCCUGGGUUCUACUGCCCUGCCCGCUCUACUCAACCAGACGAGAAGCCAUGUCCGCGGGGAAGCUACUGCCCUGCUGGAAGUUAUGAACCAAAGAAUUGCUCUGCAGCGGGUAGCUACUGCAAUGAAUCCGGAGCCUCUCGUCCAAGUGGCCCAUGUCAUCCUGGCUACUUCUGUCCCGAGGGGACUGUCAAGGAGAAACCUAAGAAUACUUCAUGUCCGACAGGCCAUUUCUGUCCGAAAGGAGCAGCCUUGCCAGUACCAUGCAGAAACAACAGUUAUGCCAACACCACCCACUCGGUCGAGUGCCACUCUUGCCCAGCAGGUCACUUCUGUGUCAAAAUCGGUGAGAGUGAAAUCUGUCCAAUAGGCUUCUACUGCCCUAAGGCAACUGGCAUCGACAUUCGGCCGUGCCCACCGGGGACAUUUGGUAACGAGACGGGCUUGGUGAAGGAGAAAGACUGUUUGUGUGGACCAGGGCACGCCUGCCUCGGGCAUGACGAUACCAAAUACCCCGUCAGCCAGGUUCUCAAACAGCUCCCAAAACAUUGCCGUCAAAUGAUGCUGACUGGUAAAAGCGUGCUCUGUUUCAAAGGGAACUACUGCCCUAAUUCAGCCAACAACACAGAAAUGGAGGGAUGUCCUCCAGGGACAUACGCCAAUGACCUAGGAUUCGCAGAGUGUAAAACUUGCCCUGCAGGUUAUUUCUGUGAUGGUGAUGUGUUAGACUAUGAGGAGAAUCCAUGUGAGGUGGGAUACUAUUGCCCAAUAGGGACAAAGGACCCACGCGAGUACCCAUGUCCCCCUGGCACGUUCAGUGACCUCACAAUGAGAAAGAGUGUGGAGGACUGUCAGGCCUGUCCUGCUGGAAAAUACUGUGAAAAACCUAGCCUCUCUGCCCCAACUGGUGACUGUGCUGGUGGCUAUUACUGUACCCAAGGCUCCACCAUAGACACUCCUAAUAACAAGACCAUGGGUGGUCACUGUGAGAAGGGUUUCUUCUGCCCGACCGGAUCAGGUCAUCCGGUCCCAUGUACGCCAGGGUAUCACUGUGAGGCAGACUAUCUCAAGGAACCCUCGGGACAGUGUGAGGAGGGCUAUUACUGCACUGGGAGUAGAAAGUUUCCCUGUCCAGCUGGCGCCUACUGUCCUGAAGCAAGUUACCACCCUACCCUCUGCCCAGCUGGAACCUACAACAACGAAACCAGCAAAGGAAACGUGUCAGAUUGCCUGCCAUGUGAGCCGGGGUCUUACUGCUCUGGUCUUGGCAAUGUUCAACCUACUGGGUUGUGUCAAGAAGGUCAUUACUGCCCAUCAGGUCAGGCGAGUCCUAUGCCAAAUGUGUUUGCAUGCGAACAUGGCUACUUCUGCCCAAAAGGUAGCGCUGCUCCGAAGCGCUGUCCUGCCGGCACUUACCAGGAUGAGACGAGUCAGCGUCAGUGUAAGACCUGUCCACCUGGCUUUGUGUGCGACCCAACCAAUGAACCAGUAGUUCUGUAUGAGAAUGCCGAGUGCCCAUCGGGUCAUUACUGUCCUGCUGGUACAGGCUACGCCUACAACUUCCCAUGUCCGAACGGAACGUACAGUAACAUGACCAGGAGGUCUAGUCUCCAUGACUGUCUGCCUUGUCCAGCAGGCUUCUCCUGUGGUAUGCCGGGACUUGAUCAGCCCAUGGAAAAGUGUGAGCCAGGCUUCUACUGCAAGCAGGGAGCCAAUGAUUCUCGGCCAGCUAUGGGAGAGAUGGCUGACACUUGUCCACGAGGCCACUUCUGCCCUGAGGGGACCAUCAACCCAUACCCCUGCCCACCCGGGUCAUACAGGAAUGAGACAAGGGCCAAGGGGAGAGAGGACUGCUACAGUUGUAUUGGUGGACAUUAUUGUCCUGAUGUUGGGAUGGAAAGCCCAGGCCCAUUAUGCCAACCAGGUUACUACUGUCCAAGUGGCUCAAAGCAUCCAGACCAUGUCCGAUGUUCGCCUGGAUCAUACUGCCCCGAAGGAAGUCCUUCACCUACUCCAUGUCCAAACGGGACUUUCUCGAAUGCUGUGAACUUGAAGGACAGUAAAGAGUGCAAGAGUUGUACACCGGGAUUCUAUUGUCCAAACGAAGGAAUGACCCACUUCAGUGCCCAGUGUUGGGGCGGCUACUACUGCCCAAGUGGAGCAUCUGUCCCAAACCCUGAAGAGUUUCUCUGCCCUGGAGCCAUGCAUUGUCCAAACGGCAGUCACAUCUACCAGCCAUGUCAAUCAGGGAUGUUUACCAAUGAGACAGGAGCUUCAGAUUGUGAGACAUGUCCAGCUGGGUAUUACUGUUUGCCAGUUGUUCUACAGAAUGCCUCGCGUAAUGCCUUGCCCUGUCCUCGAGGGUACUAUUGUCCACCAGGCACUGGUCGUGAUUGGAAAGCGUGUCCCAGUGGUACCUACAAUGACCAGCCGAUGGCAUCAAGCAUCACACAGUGCACACCCUGUCCUGGUGGAAAGUACUGCGAAGGUGAACACCUCAUCAGACCAACUGGAAACUGUACAAAAGAUGAUGUUUGGUAA
Lineus longissimus is the source of this 8808-nucleotide messenger RNA. RefSeq names its product zonadhesin-like. NCBI's taxonomy places the organism in Eukaryota, Metazoa, Nemertea, Pilidiophora, Heteronemertea, Lineidae. The record is from RefSeq and is a predicted model, not a curated record. Gene Ontology annotation, cellular component: extracellular region. Gene Ontology annotation, molecular function: chitin binding. Bases 1 to 8808 code for a protein of 2935 amino acids. The transcript has 45 exons.